AUGCCCCUCAGUGUUUUAAAGACCAAGUCAGGUACUAGUCCUGCAGCUUCUGCUCAUGAUCCUGAGUCGGGUAUUGGCAAUUCUGGUAAAGGAGUUAUUGACACUGAUGAUAUUGAUGAGAAUGAUGAAUCCGGACAAAGCAUACUGCUAGGUAUAAUCUCGCAACUCAAACCUGGAUGUGAUCUCUCGAGGAUAACUCUGCCAACAUUCAUAUUAGAGAAGAAAUCGAUGCUUGAAAGAAUCACUAACCAACUUCAGUUCCCAGACAUACUACUGGAAGCGCACGAGGAAAAAGAUGAGCUCAAAAGAUUUGUACAAGUUGUCAAAUGGUAUCUAUCUGGCUGGCACAUAUCUCCGAAGGCUGUAAAGAAGCCUUUGAAUCCUGUUUUAGGAGAGUUUUUUACUUGCUACUGGGAUUUGCCCAACAAACAACAAGCAUUUUACUUCUCGGAACAGACUAGUCAUCAUCCUCCUAAAUCUUCCUACUUCUACAUGAUUCCAGAGUCAAACAUUAGAGUUGACGGUAUAAAUAUUCCAAAAUCGAAGUUUCUCGGGAAUUCGACUGCUGCAAUGAUGGAAGGUUCAACUGUUUUGCAAUUUCUGGACAUUAAGGACUCCCACGGGAAUCCGGAAAAAUACACACUGAGUCAACCAAAUAUGUACGCUAGGGGAAUUCUCUUUGGUAAAAUGAGAAUCGAGCUAGGCGACCACAUGAUUAUCAAGUCAUCUAAAUACAAGGUUGAUGUUGAAUUCAAAACAAAAGGCUUUAUUUCGGGCACUUAUGAUGCUAUCGAAGGCAUCGUAAAGGAUCAUGCGGGUAAUGAGUACUACGAGAUCAGUGGAAAGUGGAACGAUGUGAUGUAUAUUAGGGAUUUACGAAAAAAAUCCACGAAAACUAUCUUAUUUGAUGCCAAGUCAGCACAACCACUCAAGCCUUUAGUUCGUCCGUUGGACGAGCAAGGUGAAUUUGAGUCAAGAAAUCUUUGGAAAAAGGUGACUGAUGCUUUGGGUAGGCGCGACCACACCACUGCAACGGAUGAGAAGUUUGCCAUUGAAGAUGACCAGCGUCAGAAGGCCAAGAAAAGACAAGAUGAGAAUGAUGAGUUUCAUCCUAAGCUAUUUAGACCGGCGCAUAAUCCUAGUGAUGACUUGGAGUUCUACAUCUACAAGGAUAUCCCCGCGAGUUCAAGCCAUGAAGAUCAAAUAAGAGCUAUUCUGGAAAUUGCUCCUGUAUUGCCUGGCCAGGAGUUUACAGAAAAGUUCAGCCUAUCUGGCCAUGAAAAACAUGAGGCACAAAACCAAGCGAAACAUGUCGGUCCAUAA
Molecule: messenger RNA, 1323 nt
Organism: Lachancea dasiensis
Lineage: Eukaryota; Fungi; Ascomycota; Saccharomycetes; Saccharomycetales; Saccharomycetaceae
Source: the annotation of a GenBank genome assembly